Messenger RNA from Penicillium maclennaniae, 1839 nucleotides. RefSeq lists its product as uncharacterized. Gene Ontology annotation, biological process: endocytic recycling; phospholipid translocation; intracellular protein transport. Gene Ontology annotation, cellular component: plasma membrane. NCBI's taxonomy places the organism in Eukaryota, Fungi, Ascomycota, Eurotiomycetes, Eurotiales, Aspergillaceae. The coding region runs from base 1 to 1839 and encodes 612 amino acids. The record is from RefSeq and is a predicted model, not a curated record. Gene Ontology annotation, molecular function: ATPase-coupled intramembrane lipid carrier activity. The transcript is spliced from 2 exons.
AUGUCCAACCACAGGUCCUCCCAUGAUGACCAGCCCCCGGAGCCUCACGACGUCGCGGAGCACCCCUCUCUCGUCUCGCGUUCCAUGUCCGACUCCGGGCGGCGCACCUCCCAACAACAUGUGCGCUUUUCUACAGACCUCGAACGAGCCCCGGUCGAUGAACGACAAGCAGGCUGGGACCGACGCCCCAGCUCGCGUGGCCUGACCAUGACCAUCAAUACGGCGCUGGCGCCUCCGACGGUUACAUCGCCUGCCCGCUCGCCUACCUCCCCUCUUUCGCCCAGGCGAUCGCGCUCGCGAAACCGUGGUUACUCUCUCCGCCGAUCGAUCUUCAAUAGGAAUAUUCAGACAACCUCCGAAACAGAUGUCGGCGAUGCAGAGCUAGGUGAAGCUAAGGGACCGAACCCUGUGCCGGAGGAUGGUCCAGCGCCGGCUUUAAUUGAGCAUGUGGUUAUCAACGACAAGGACGAAUUGACCAUUGCUCCGACUGCGACCGUCGGAUCUCUCAAGGAAACCUCGACCUACCCUUCGACCGACUCUUCAGAGCGCGCUUUUAUAGACUACUAUAUAUCUGCGCAGGACACAUGGGUAAAGAAAAAGGCUGCCACCGCGGCGAUUUGCAACCGAGUAGAGGCUGUCAUGACCGCCAUGCAGAGGGUUAUCUUGCGCAUCAAGGAUAUCCCACCUACGCAGGACGGACGCCACAUCGAUUUGAAUCCAUCAUCAGUGGAGAACUUGCUCGACGAGCGGACCGGCAAGCCUUACGUCGGCAACUGGAUUCGGUCGAGCCGCUACAGUUUCUGGAGUUUCUUUCCCCGGCAGCUGUUUGCCCAAUUCACGAAAAUGGCCAACUUCUAUUUUCUGAUUGUUGCGAUUCUGCAAAUGAUACCCGGCCUGAGUACUACUGGAACAUACACAACCAUUGUUCCGCUUUUGAUUUUCGUCGGUAUCUCGAUGGGUAAGGAAGGAUUCGAUGACUGGCGCCGGUAUCGUCUGGACAAGGAGGAGAACAAUCGAUUUGCAUGGGUGCUUCGGUGUAGCGAGGCCGGUCAACAAGUCUGGGUUGAGAUCAAAUGGCAGGAUAUUCGAGUUGGAGAUGUCAUUAAACUCGGACGAGAUGAGCCAGUACCGGCUGAUUUCGUUCUGCUGCAUGCAAAUGGGACCAAUGGCGUGGCCUAUAUCGAGACCAUGGCCUUGGAUGGAGAGACCAAUCUGAAAAACAAGCAGCCAUGUCAAGCAGUUUCGAAGGUCUGCUCUACAGUCGAGGACAUUACCAGUAACUCGCUUCAUUUCGUUGUGGAGGACCCGAACCUGGAUCUCUACAAAUUUGACGGUCAUGUCACUGUCAACGCCCAGGAGAAGCUGCCCUUGACCAAUAACGAAAUCGUCUACCGAGGAAGUAUUCUGCGCAACACCGACGAAACGAUCGGCAUGGUCAUUUACACUGGUGAAGAAUGCAAGAUCCGCAUGAACGCCAACAAAAACCCUCGAAUCAAGAAGCCCACACUGCAAUCGAAGGUGAACCACGUCGUGAUGCUGAUUGUGGGUCUCGUGGUUAUCCUGGCUGUUGUCUGCACCAUCUGCUACAAAUACUGGGAGCAAGAUGUGGGAAGCCGCUCUUGGUACUUGACAAACGCGAGCGUUAGUUACGGCCCGAUCUUUACCUCGUUCCUCAUCAUGUUCAAUACUAUGAUCCCUAUCUCACUCUAUGUGAGUAUGGAAAUUGUCAAGGUUGUUCAGAUGUUCCUUCUCAACGAUAUCGACAUGUACGACCCCAGAGACCGAUACUCCUCUCGAGGCCCGCACAUCCACCAUCAACGAAGAGCUGGGACAAAUUAG